AUGGAUAAUCUAGAAAUUAAGAUUGAUGAAUUAAAUUAAUGCUUUUUUAAAUAUGGAGCCAUUUUAGGAGAUAUUGGAUAAGGAUUAUUGUAUAACUUUGCAAUAUUUGUAAUUUGGAGGAUUUAAUGUUAUUAAAAAUAUUUAGAAUACAAAAAAUAAGAAUAAAACCUAAGUGUAUUGAAAAAGAGAUAUUUGAUAAUAAUCAUUUUUAAACUAAAAAUCAUUGCUAAUGAAAUUAUUAAUUAAUCAAUUAGGCAAAAUUCAGUUAAAUUUUAAAUAGAUGCUCGCUAAGAAUUGAAUUAAUCUGUAAAAGAUCCUAAAAUGUAAAGUUGUUCUUUAAUUGAUGAACUUGACAACAAAUUAUUUAAUAAAAACCAGAAAUAAUAUAGUUUUGAUUAAACUUUACAUUACAUAAACAAUCCUGUAAAUUUAAUUGCGAAUGAAGUAAAUGAAAGAACAAAUAAAAUAAGAGAGCAAUUUGCAAAAUAAUAUAAUUAGAAAUUACAGGAAACCUAGAUGAGCUAUUUAAACCUAUUGCAUUAGAAGUUACAAAACCUAUCAGAAAAAGUCACAAUAAAUUCUUAGGCAAUUGAAUUUUUCAUCUAAUUAGAUAACCCAGAGGAUGCACCAAAGAUGUUAUAUCAAAUAAUGAUGGGAUAUUUGAGAGGCACUUUAGCUCAAGGAUAAUUGAAUAAUAUACAAGAUAAGUUUAAGAACAUUUUUUCAAAUCCAGAUGAUACCUGUAAAAUCAGUAAAGAAUUAUCAGAUCAAAAAUAUCAAAAAAUUUACCUUCUAUCAGAUUUCAUCUCAGGAUUCAUCAAUACAAUUCAAGAAUAAAUUAAAAGCAUUUAGAAUCUGAGAAUUGAAAUUGAGUUAUUUGAGUUGUAGAUUCAAAAAAUAAGAUCGAAUUUGAUUGGAUGUAGAUAAUGUUGUCCAACUUGCAAGAGAAAAUGUGAUUAAGAUAAUGUGGAUGGUCAUAGUCAUCGUUGUAGGAAUGGUCAUCUUUUAAGAGUUAUGGCUGGCAUUCUUAUUAAUAAUAUGCCUUCCUUGUAUUAAUGUGAAGAGAUAAAAUAGCACUAUCUAGUUAAGGAAUUUAAUUAAGAGUCAACAAAUAACAUGAGCUAACUAAAAGAAAUUUACUAAGAUUGGGCUUUUGAUGACAAUAUUAAUGAACAAACUAAAGAGAAAUUUACUACAUUUUGGAAAAAUAAUGGCAAAGAAUUUUGCCAAUAUAGAUUUAGCAGGGAAGGGAAAGAAUUUAAGUUUGUGGAAAAUUAAGUUGAAAUUUAGGCAGCCUAAUAACCAUCUUUUCAUUAUAUCAUCUUAUUAGAUGAUUCUGGUUCUAUGUCAGGAGAUAGAUUUAAUCAAGCCUAAAAUGGAUUAAUCUCAUCUUUAUCAUCUGCAAAAGAUAAUCAGAAUAUCAGAGUGACAAUCAUUAUCUUCAAUGAUAAUGCAAGAUGUGUUGUAGACUCUCAAACUAUAAAUAUGCAAACCAUAAAAAACGCAGUUGUAUGCAAUGGAGGAGGUACUAGUUUUUAAAGCGCCUUCUAAUUAGCUUAUCAAAAAAUUGCGGCUGUAAAAAACUUCGAAUAAUUCAAUAAACAUGUCAUAUUCUUUUAUACAGACGGAGGAGAUUCAUAUCCAACCUAGGCAUUAAACCAGUUUGCAAAUUUACCACAAGCUUAGAGAAUGAAAAUAGAUUUAAUUGCUUGCUGUCUUGAUAAAUAAUAAAAGACAAUGAUUAAUAUUACCGAUUUCUUUAAUAAAAACUGCUCAUUUGGAAAAUUGUAAGAUUAGAUGGAACCUUCAUAAAUAGGAGAGGCUUGGAGAAACUAAACGAGAUAAAUCAUAGUAUGAGAUAUUAUCAUAUAAGCAGAUAAAAAUAUAC
Messenger RNA from Paramecium tetraurelia, 1888 nucleotides. RefSeq lists its product as uncharacterized. The transcript has 3 exons. The record is from RefSeq and is a predicted model, not a curated record. Lineage: Eukaryota; Ciliophora; Oligohymenophorea; Peniculida; Parameciidae.